GUGGGCGGAGCCAAGAGGGAAAAUAACGCAAAGUGUCCCGGAAGAAUAUAGGAGCGUCUAGGAAAGAAGUCAGAGUGACAGGUAGAACAUCUAUUUUCGGGGAGAGCAAUGUAUCCAAACGUUCCAGGACAACCUGGUUACCCACCAAACCCAGCAUAUCCUCCUGGCAACAAUCCUGCAUAUCCUCCUGGUACAAUGCCUCCUGCCUACCCUCCUGGACAACCUGGGUAUCCUGUAGGUCAGCCUGUCUACCCCCCUGGGCAGCCUGUCUACCCCCCUGGGCAGCAUGUCUAUCCUCCAGGACACGUACCACAUCCUCACCAUCAGCCUGGCUACCCUCCACAUGUUGGACCUCACCCACCAGGAAUGCCAGGAUACCCGGUAAACCCCAUGAUGCCUGGAUACCCCAUGGAUAAGAAAAUGAGGAAAAAAAUGAAGAAGGCAAACAAACAUGCAUACAAGCAUGCACAUGGGAGGAGAUCUUCAUCAUCUUCCUCCAGCAGUGACUAGAAAAGAAGAAACCUUGCUUGUUGAAGAAGUCUAGGGAUAAUCCCCCCAAGUAGUAGCAUGAACAGUUUGUUUUGUAGCUAAAUAGCUUACAAUACAUACCCUAAACUGUUGUCAUCAAAGAUGAAUUCAAUCAUUCCUGCGGAGUUCUAAGCCAUUUACACUGCAAGAACAACACUAUGCAUUCCAGAUUUCUUUUUAACUUAACUUAAUUCCUUAACCUGCUUCCAAUAAUAAAGUUUUAAUUUUCUCUGUUGUCAGUCAUCUGUACACAGAUACAAA
Molecule: messenger RNA, 789 nt
Organism: Rana temporaria (common frog)
Lineage: Eukaryota; Metazoa; Chordata; Amphibia; Anura; Ranidae
Gene: PRR13
Product: proline rich 13
Exons: 4
Coding region: 109-510 (133 amino acids)
Source: RefSeq, a predicted model, not a curated record